AAGACACUGUAAAACAAAUAAGUAUUUUUCAUUUUGACAAAUUUAAUUUAAAAUAUAAUUUAUAAAUAAUAAAUUCAAGUACUUCUAGAUUUAGGGUUUCUCUUUCCCUCCAAGCUGUGGUUUUCUCUGGCGAGAUCGGAUAGUCAGCAAAUGCAAUAGACUUGCCUCUUGUGGACAACAAGUUUAUGCCAAUAUGGAAACUCAAAACUCUAAUGUUUCACGAGCUGAAGAACUCAAACUCCUCGCCAAUGAAGCAUUUAAAGCCCACAAAUAUGCGCAAGCCAUAGAGCUAUAUACCCAAGCAAUUGAAAUAAACAGUCAGAAUGCUGUUUACUUGGCGAACCGCGCAUUUGCCCACCUUAAACUCGAGGAAUAUGGCAGUGCCAUACAGGAUGCAUCCAUGGCAAUUGAAGUUGAUCCAAAAUACUCAAAGGGUUACUAUAGGAGAGGUGCAGCGUUAUUGGCCAUGGGAAAAUUUAAAGAAGCACUGAAGGAUUUUCAACAGCUCAAGAAAAUCUGUCCAAAUGAUCCUGAUGCUUCUAAGAAAUUGAAGGAAUGUGAGAAAGCAGUAAUGAAACUUAAAUUUGAAGAAGCUAUUUCUGUACCAGAGGCUAAGAGGCGUUUAGUUGCUGAUUCUAUUGAUUAUCAUUCUAUAGGAGCUGGCCCCAGUUCAUCAUCAGUGCCCACUGAAGUGGCUGUAGCAGCAAUAGCAAUAGCAAUAGCAAUUGUAGCAGCAAUGCUGAUGAUGGUGGGAACAACAACAGCCAUAGUGGUAGCCACAAUAGUGGUGGUGGUGUUGAUGAUCCUGGGGGCAUGUUGGUUUAGUGGCAGGAUUGCUGGUGUCUUUACCAAGAGUCGAGUACAUAACCUAGAUGUGGAUCCGCAAUAUUCAGGUGCAAGGAUAGAAGGGGAUGUUGUUACAUUGGAUUUUGUGAAGAAAAUGAUGGAGGAUUUCAAGAACGAAAAAUGCAUACACAAAAGAUAUGCAUUCCAGAUUGUCUUGCAAACUAGAGAAUUGUUGCGGGCCUUGCCUUCUCUUGUUGAUAUAAAUGUUCCUGAGGGAAAACACUUUACUGUUUGUGGUGAUGUGCAUGGUCAGUUCUAUGACCUCUUGAAUAUUUUUGAGCUUAAUGGGCUUCCCUCAGAAGAAAAUCCAUAUCUAUUUAAUGGUGACUUUGUGGAUAGAGGAUCAUUCUCCUUGGAGGUCAUCCUCACACUAUUUGCGUUUAAGUGCAUGUCCCCGUCAGCCAUGUACCUUGCCAGAGGCAACCAUGAAAGCAAAAGCAUGAAUAAGAUAUAUGGUUUUGAAGGCGAAGUGCGCUCCAAAUUGAAUGAAACAUUUGUCGAACUAUUUGCAGAAGUGUUUUGUUGUUUACCAUUGGCCCAUGUAAUAAAUGAGAAGAUUUUUGUAGUUCAUGGGGGUCUUUUUAGUGUUGAUGGGGUGAAACUCUCUGACAUUAGAGCAAUUGAUCGGUUCUGUGAACCUCCUGAGGAAGGAUUGAUGUGUGAAUUACUAUGGAGUGAUCCCCAGCCUAACCUUGGAAGAGGCCCCAGCAAGCGGGGUGUGGGACUUGCAUUUGGUGCUGAUGUGACAAAAAGAUUUUUGCAGGAAAACAAUUUAGAUCUAGUUGUGCGCUCACACGAGGUAAAGGAUGAGGGCUAUGAGAUUGAGCAUGAUGGUAAACUAAUUACUGUAUUUUCGGCUCCAAAUUACUGUGAUCAGAUGGGUAACAAAGGUGCCUUCAUUCGUUUUGAGGCGCCCGAUUUGAAGCCUAACAUUGUUACCUUCUCAGCAGUGCCACACCCUGAAGUCAUGCCAAUGGCAUAUGCUAACAACUUCCUCCGGAUGUUUCAAUAACUUAUGUGGCUGGCCAGGGCUUCCAUUGCCGGUAUUUGGCGGUGCUACAUGUAAGCUUCUCUGCUGAACUCGAAAAACGGUGGUGGCUGUUCGGAGAAGAGCAGAUCUGCACGUUGCCGAGCUCAGUUUCUUGAUGUGAUGAUUUUUAGAGAUGCAAUUCGUUUAUUUUCUGAUACUUCUUUUCACUAGGAAGAGUACUUUUUGGCUUUCUGUUUGAUAAUGUUUCCCUUUUAUGCUGGCCAGGAAAAAAAAAGUUAAAAUAUUUAGAUGGAAAAUUAUGCUCACACGAGUCUGCCUACAAAAAAUGGUGGCAUUUUCAAUCUGUAUAAAUUACUUCCAGUGUUAUCAUUUUCCUUUCAUAUAUUCGUUUUCUUAUGUUUCUUCUUUACUCUUUGAGAUCUGAAUAUUGGCAAUGAAUGUGUGAUACAAAUAAAGUUGCUAUUUCUUUCAA
Messenger RNA from Ziziphus jujuba (common jujube), 2309 nucleotides. Its product is annotated as serine/threonine-protein phosphatase 5. The record is from RefSeq and is a predicted model, not a curated record. Gene Ontology annotation, cellular component: cytosol; nucleus. The transcript is spliced from 14 exons. Gene Ontology annotation, molecular function: protein binding; protein serine/threonine phosphatase activity. Bases 194 to 1858 code for a protein of 554 amino acids. NCBI's taxonomy places the organism in Eukaryota, Viridiplantae, Streptophyta, Magnoliopsida, Rosales, Rhamnaceae.